Messenger RNA from Prosopis cineraria, 2210 nucleotides. RefSeq lists its product as uncharacterized. Bases 394 to 2097 code for a protein of 567 amino acids. Lineage: Eukaryota; Viridiplantae; Streptophyta; Magnoliopsida; Fabales; Fabaceae. The transcript has 9 exons. The record is from RefSeq and is a predicted model, not a curated record.
UUCCUUUUUCAAAUCUUUUGGAGGUCAUACUCAUAGCCUCAUAGGAUAGGGGUUGGAGUUGCGAGACUGGUCAAUGAAAAGAAUACCUCCUAUUUUUUGUUCCUUCUUCGCGCUCUCUCUCUCCCCCACCCCCCUAUGUCAAUGAUACUUUUUCAGUUUUUUUUGGCCCCGAAUAUCUUCAUGAUUUAUUUUCGCUGAGUUUCCGUUUUCCUUCUCUUCUUUUCCUACCUUCUUGCAGCGCACGCCCCCUCCUCUGUCCUCAAAACUCUUUUUCUUAGAUAUUUUCCUUCUCUUUCCGAUUUUCUUUUUACCCAAAUUUAUUUAGUAGAAUUGUCUUGGAAACUUCGUUCAGAUUCUAGUUUGGCGGUGGUAACGUCUUUAUGAUUCGUUCGCAUGGACUUCCCUGCGGCUUUGAAUGCUUGGAUGAAGAUUGCCUACGUUGUGUUUGCAUUCUGCUCUGCUUUUGUUUGCGGUGCUAUAAAAGGCUUGCUUGUGGGUCCUGUUGCUGCUCUGUUGUUAAUUAUAGGGAAUGUAAGCGUAAUUUUGGGGUUGUUCCCUGCACAUGUGGCCUGGACUGUUUACACCCUUCUAAAGAUUAAUAUUGUUGAUGCCGCUAUGAAAGUUGCUGUUUUGUUUGCUUUGCCUGCGUUGUUUGGUUUAUGGUUGGGUCUGGGCAUAGCCGGAAGCGUUCUCGUUGGGGUAGGAUAUGGCUUUUUCACCCCAUGGGUUUCUACUUUUGAGGCCUUCCGCCAUGAUGACGAGUCCAAGAAGUUUCUGCACUCUUUUGUGGACGGUACCUGGGGAACUAUCGAAGGGAGUUGCACCGUUGUUAGAGAUUUUGCAGAUAUAUGUUACCAUUCAUACUCAGGUUACUUGAAGGAAUUGCGUGAGUUGCCUGCUUCUGACGAGCUUCAAAGGCUGAGGCUAAUUCAUGUUCCUGCCUGUAUCAUCGUGGGAAUAAUGGGGCUAAUUGUUGAGAUUCCUCUUUUUACUGCAAUUGCCAUUGUAAAGAGUCCAUACAUGUUGUUCAAAGGCUGGUUCCGACUGAUUCAGGAUUUAAUUACUAGAGAAGGCCCAUUUCUUGAAACUGCUUGUAUCCCAAUAGCUGGAUUGACAAUACUGAUGUGGCCGCUCGCUGUCAUUGCUAGCAUUUUGUUGGCUAUUUUCUCCAGCUUUUUUAUCGGACUUUAUGCAUCUGUCAUCGUGUUUCAGGAAAGAUCCUUUCGAAGAGCUGUAGCCUAUGUGAUUGCAAUGGUCGCUGAGUUUGAUGAGUAUACAAACGACUGGCUCUAUCUUCGCGAGGGAACUAUAUUUCCAAAGCCCCGGUACCGAAAGAAAAGGGUUGCGCACUCGUCAGAAUUUUCUGUGAAAGGUAAUAGUGUAGCCGGAGGCAUGUCAGUUUCCACUACGGAUUCACCUGCAAUGUUUAUGCCAAGCUUAACUCCUUCAAGAUCAGUAAGAGAGACUAUUCAUGAAGUGAAAAUGGUUCAGAUCUGGGACAACAUGAUGAGGUCCUGUGAGAUGAGAGGCAAGGAAUUACUGGAUGCAAAUGUACUGACACAUGCUGACCUUUACGAGUGGUUGAAGGGAAAGAACAGCGAUGAAGCUGCCAUAGUUGGAGUUGGCUUGCCAUGUUAUUCAUUUCUACAAACUAUUGUGUCCUCCAUCAAGUCCAACUCAACUGGGUUACUGCUAAUUGAUGGUCUCGAGAUAACUCAUUUGAACAGACCCAAGGACAAACUAUUGGAUUGGUUCUUCAAUCCUAUAAUGGUUCUAAAGGAACAGAUUAGCGUCAUAAAAUUGGAGGAGGGGGAAGUUAGAUACUUGGAGAAAGUAGUUCUGUUUGGCAGCAAUGCACAACGCAUGGAAGCUUGGGAUAACGGUAGUUUAGUGCUUCGGGAUCCUCUUAGAGCUGCUCAAGUCCAGGGAAUUAGUAGAAGGAUGAUUGGAAUGAUAAAGAGUGUAUCGAAGUUUCCAACUUACAGGAGGAGAUUUCACCAAAUCGUGAAGGCUUUGAUCUCUCAUUAUGAGGAUCAUGACAUAUCUUUACGAUCUGGCAUGUUUAUAGUAUCGAAUGCUUCAGCUGAAAAUGUUUAGAACAUCGUAGCAUUGUUUCUUUCUUCCCUCCAUUAUUGGGAAUGGACUGCUGUGUAUAUUCCUUUAUUAGGUUUGUGAAAUGCUGUAGAGAAUGACUAGGGGGAUUCAAGCCA